Molecule: messenger RNA, 2892 nt
Organism: Esox lucius (northern pike)
Lineage: Eukaryota; Metazoa; Chordata; Actinopteri; Esociformes; Esocidae
Gene: irf2bp1
Product: interferon regulatory factor 2 binding protein 1
Exons: 2
Coding region: 347-2194 (615 amino acids)
Biological process (GO): regulation of transcription by RNA polymerase II
Cellular component (GO): nucleus
Molecular function (GO): transcription corepressor activity
Source: RefSeq, a predicted model, not a curated record
CAGUGCCGAACAGAUGAUGCACUUUCUUCAAUUCUUACAUGCAAACAAGAGUGACGAGCUGAUUGAAGUCCCUCACGACUGAAAAACAUCAUGUCCCAGAAUGCAUUCGCACGGAGUUUUGUGUUCCAGCGUCUUCCAGACAACACUUCUUGGAAACAGGCGACCAAAACAAAACUUUUGUGAAGAAAGUUUACUACAAUAGUUAUAAUAUAAUAGUAUAUUAUUUCAAGUAUUUUCGAAGUAACAAGUGCGGCGUUUGUUUCGGAACUAUCUAUUGGAGGCUAAUCCGUUAAAUCAAUAGUACGUUAGAAAGCGUUGGAAGAAGUAGCAAAAGGGCCUAUCAAUUAUGUCCUCUCAGGGAUCUUCAAGACGGCAGUGGUGUUACCUUUGCGACUUGCCUAAGAUGCCAUGGGCUAUGAUCUGGGACUUUAGCGAGGCUGUCUGCCGAGGCUGUGUGAAUUAUGAAGGGGCAGACCGUAUUGAAUUCCUCAUAGAAACGACCAGGCAGUUGAAAAUAACUCAAGGAAUGCAGGAUGGCAGGUCCCCGGGUCCCCAACCCACUAAACACGGCACAGGUGGGAGUGAUAUAACGGUGGAGGGUGGCAGGCCACCUCCUGAACGCUUUGAAAGGGGAAGAGGGGGCUUCUGCUCCCCUGUGUGGCUCCCCAACGGUCUGCAAAGAAUUGGUGACGGGGUCCCACAACAAGACAUCAGCGGAAGACCCAUGGUAGGUAGUGUUCUGCCUAGUCUGAUGACACAUGGUCUGGUUGCAGUGCCGCACAGGUUCCUAGCAGCUGUGCCUAGUAUAAAUGUCAAAGUCGGGGGAAGCCCCCUCACCAUAUCUACCCCUAUGCUGAAUGACAUCACCAAGAGGCAGCUGAGCGUGGCCGGGGCCUCCUUCCUGAAUCCAGAUUUUGAGAGGGAGCUGAGGGAGAAGCAGAGGAACGCGGAGGCUCUCGCCGAGCUGUCGGAGAGUGUGCGAAACCGAGCAGACGACUGGGCCGGCCGUCCCAAGGCUGUGCGCGACGUCCUGCUCACACUCUCCAGCUGCACGCCCUUCAAUGUGCGAUUCAGGAAGGACCACAGCCCGGUGGGGCGAGUCGUGGCCUUCGACGCCAAGCUGACCGCCGACUUUGAGCUGAAGAUCUUUGCCGAGUACCCGUGCGGCUCAGGGAACAUCUUCUCCAAUGUGGCCACGCUGGUCACGCAGAUGUUCAGCAACAGCCAGAAAGACUGCGGGAGCAAGGCGACCAACUCGGCCCUGAGGUACGUGGAGUACGAGAGGAGGCAUGCCGAGGGGGACUGGCAGCUGCUCUCUGAGCUGCUGAGUGAUGCGGUACGGGCCUUUAAGGACAUGCCCGGCCCGGAUGUCCUCCCUCAGCCCAACCUGGACACCAGCUGCUCCAUGCUGCCCGCGUCGCUGUGCCACACGGGCCGCUCGGCACCGGGACGCGGGCGCCGGAGGAAGGCUUCCCCGGAGCACAGGGGCGGAGAGAAGGGGGAGCAGCUCCGCGACCACUGGCCCAUGGGGAUGUACCCGGGCAUGGCCAUUCACCUGGCUGCCUCGUCUCUCCCCAGCGCUGGCCAGCCCCCCCAUCACCAGGAGAGCUUGUCCUCCCACAGCGGCGACCCUUCCCCCAUCACAGCACUAAUGAGUGUGGCUGACCAUGCGGGCGCAGCCGCCGGCCGAUCCCCCAGAGAGGCCCCUAGUGGUGGGGUGGGUGGUGGGGGUUUCGGCCACUCCUACUCGGUAGGGAGACAGAGCAGUAAUAGCCCCGUGGCAGCCUCCUCCGCCGGGCAGCAGCGCCGCCUAGCCUCCAGGAACAACUCUGAGCCCCAGGGAGCCAGCACCUCGGCUGGGGUCACCACGGCAGCUCUCCCCCUGACCGGGGCCUCGGACCAGCCUGCAGCAGCCGCAGCGAACACCUCCUCUGGCUCCUCUUGCCCCCCCCUUUGCUGCACCAUCUGCCACAAGCGCUUGGAGGAUACUCACUUUGUCCAGUGCCCGUCAGUGGCAAGCCAUAAGUUCUGCUUCCCCUGCACCAGAGACUUCAUCCGGAGUCAGGGGGCCGGCAGCGAGGUGUUUUGCCCCAGCGGAGAGAAGUGUCCUCUGGUGGGCUCCAAUGUGUCUUGGGCCUUCAUGCAAGGAGAGAUCUCUACCAUCCUGGAGGUGAAGAAGGAGCGCGACCCCUAAUCACCUGGGACACCUGGUGGUUCUCACCACCAGUCGACACCAGAAUACGCCAGGUUCUACUCACACCUCACUGCCAAUAAUUAUACAUCUUCACCUCCAGGGGGUAGGACUUACACUACCACACUACUGUCUAAUUGGUCAGGAGAUGAUCAAGAACCUGAGCACCAACUCUGCAUGUCUACAUCUAGUUCAGCCCUUUGGCUAUUUAACAAAAGGUUAUCUGCGUUAGUAUUGGAAUUGGUCAAAACUGUUUAAACCAGUUUACCAGGCUUGGGAAUUACAGUUAAGACUUAAAUCUAGUCCCUGAGGUGAUUUCAGGUGUGUUUACUUUCAGAUUAAAAUCUAAAAUGUGUGACAUAGUGAGAGACUAUGAUGCGACUGAAUGUCACAGCAGCGUACAUUUGAGGACUGUACCACUGGGGCUUUAGUUUGCCUCACUUUUACACUUUACAUAUAACUGACUAAUGGACCAAAUGGUUUGCUCUAUGCUGAGCCCUGAAAGCAGUAAUCUAUGUUGCCAUCGAUCUGCAAGACUGAAAGGAGGGCUUUUACAGUGCCCAAGACACUUUAUAGAGCAUCAAUGGGAUGGACGACUACAUUUUACACAAAAUGUAGAAUGGAAGACAGUCUCUCUCAGUGGUAACAUACAGCUCUGGAAAAAAUUAAGAGACCACUGCACCUUUUUCUUUCCUUUCCAA